Molecule: messenger RNA, 591 nt
Organism: Histoplasma capsulatum G186AR
Lineage: Eukaryota; Fungi; Ascomycota; Eurotiomycetes; Onygenales; Ajellomycetaceae
Exons: 3
Coding region: 1-591 (196 amino acids)
Source: RefSeq, a predicted model, not a curated record
AUGUUUCCGCCAAACAAAAGCCCUGGCCCAGUAAGCCUAGGUACAGCCACAAGCGAAUCAGCCAAGGAGAUAAUCCUUGAUGAGGCCGUUACUGGUUUCAUCAUGAUACAACAACAGCCUUGCACUUUCAUGGAGACCUUGCAAAGUGAUGGGUCAAACCAUAGAGAGGACUAUCAAGGCAAUCUCUCUUCUCAAGACGUCGCUAACCAUAACACAACACUCAUCUCAAGAUUUUAUGAAUGCCAUCAAAGUCACCAACAAUUUAUCUGCUGGUUUGCGCACCAGGAGCGAGGCCUCUGCACUCAGGUGGUUAAGAGAAAAGCAAAGUUUCGCAUCGGAAACUUAUCCCCCCGACUUGCAAUUUUUUGCCGUCUGGGAUGUCAAAUCGGCAGUUGGCAAGCCAUUCCAUUUAGAAUGUCAUUAUCCGGUUGCAUACCCGAUGCCAAAUUCCAAGGAAUAGCAAUUUGUGAGGAAUAUUUUGAAGGGCUCGCAGAUAAUGGUGGCGUACAGAAUGGGUUCAGAGAACAGAUGAUCUCGCAAUCCCUGAUUCCUCAAGAGAAGGCCAAGGGAAGGGAUGGCCUGGAUCCCUGA